Brassicogethes aeneus is the source of this 861-nucleotide messenger RNA. NCBI's taxonomy places the organism in Eukaryota, Metazoa, Arthropoda, Insecta, Coleoptera, Nitidulidae. The record is from the annotation of a GenBank genome assembly.
UCUUCUUGUUCGCUUGUUUUGUUUUGUCGUUAUUUGUUUAUGAUUGGCAUUGUGUUCAAAGUUUUGUGUUUUUUAAUCAUUAAUAAUCUGUGGUUAGUUAAAUAUGGCGUGUAGCAAGAGUACUUAUGACUGGAACAGGGAGGACACCACCCUACUUAUACAAUUGUAUGAGCAGUAUCCAUGUCUGUAUUUAACAACUUAUAAAGGGUACCAUGACAGAAACCAGAGAAGUAAGGCUUUUCAAGCAAUAGCUGAAGAAUUUAACAAAAAAAAACUCUCAUCAAAUGAGUUAACAGGUGAAAUUAUUAAAAAGAAAAUCCAUGGUAUAAGAACCCAGUUUUUGUCUGAAAUUUCAAAAAUAAAAAAAAGUGAGGUAUCAGGGGCUUCGCAUGACGAUGUAUAUACACCCAAAUUAUGGUGUUUCGACCAGUUAGUUUUUUUGCAGCAGGGAUCGGAGGUGGUCAGCAGUGGAGAGUCGAAUUUAAUGCUUCCUUCAAAUAUAUGCACUACAUCAAUACUUGAAGAUGAGCUCGAUUCUGAAAUAAUAUACGAGGGAGAUGUGGAAGAUUUGAGGGAUAAUGUUUUUUCACCGACAAAUGUUUUGUCUCAACCCUUACCUUCAGGAUCCAGUUCCCAAAGUUCCUUUACUCCACAAACUGGCCGGGGCAAAAAAAGGAAACAAUCCAGGGAAUCAGAAGAACAACUGUCAGGACUAUUUUCGACUGCUGUAUCAGCAUUGGAAGGGCUAAACAAGGCUGAAACAACUGGCCUAAAACAUUUGGCUUUUGCAAGAUAUGUGGCAGAAGAAAUGGAGAAAAUUGAUGAUGAAGGCCUUUUGGAUGAUUUAAAGGAGUCAAUCAU